CUCGCCGGCUCCCGCAGCGGCUCGCGUCGCUUGCUCGGCCAGGCUGCUUCGCUCCCGCCCCUGGACGUCUGGCUCCUCGCAAACAACUUUGCGACAGGCCCGGAGGCGUCGCGGCGCCGCGAGUGGCCCGCUCACGGACGGGAUGGACUCCGGCGCCCCCCCUGCCAGCCCCUCUGGCCCACAGCCGCAGCCACCAAUGCAGCCCCAGGCCCGCUCACGGCUCAAUGCCACUGCCUCGGUGGAACAGGACAAGAGUGAGGUGCCCCGAGCUCCUGGACCCCAAGUUGGCCCUGGACCAGAUGUGGGAGACACAGCUGCCCCCACUGUGGCCCGGGUCCCGAGUGCUCGGAGCCGAGAAAGAGCGGACCGAACAGGGCCCGUGAAGGGAGAUGUGGAAGUGCCCUUUGAAGAAGUCCUGGAGAAGGCCAAGGCGGGGGACCCCAAGGCACAGACGGAGGUGGGGAAGCACUACCUGCAGCUUGCGGGUGCCGUGGACGAGGAGCUGAACAACUGCACCGCCGUGGGCUGGCUGAUCCUCGCCGCGAAGCAGGGCCGGCGCGAGGCCGUCAAGCUUCUUCGCCGGUGCCUGGCGGACAGGAAAGGCAUCACUUCUGAGAACGAGCAGGAGGUGAAGCAGCUCUCCUCCGAGACAGACCUGGAGCGGGCUGUGCGCAAGGCCGCCCUGGUCAUGUACUGGAAGCUCAACCCCAAGAAGAAGAAGCAGGUGGCCGUGUCCGAGCUGCUAGAGAACGUUGGUCAGGUCAAUGAGCACGACGGAGGGGCACAGCCAGGCCCGGUGCCCAAGUCCCUACAGAAGCAGAGGCGGGUGCUGGAGCGCUUGGUUAGCAGCGAAUCUAAGAGCUACAUAGCGCUGGACGACUUCGUGGAGAUCACCAAGAAGUAUGCCAAGGGCAUCAUUCCCGCCAACCUGUUCCUGCAGGACGAUGAUGACGACGAGCUGGCGGGCAAGAGCCCCGAGGACCUGCCCCUGCGGCUGAAGGUGGUCAAGUACCCCUUGCACGCCAUCAUGGAAAUCAAGGAGUACCUGAUCGACAUGGCCUCCCGGGCGGGCGUGCACUGGCUGUCCACCAUCGUCCCCACCCACCACAUCAACGCCCUCAUCUUCUUCUUGAUCAUCAGCAACCUGACCAUCGACUUCUUCGCCCUCUUCAUCCCGCUGGUCGUCUUCUACCUGUCCUUCGUCUCCAUGGUGAUCUGCACCCUCAAGGUGUUCCAGGACAGCAGGGCCUGGGAGAGCUUCCGCACCCUCACGGGCCUGCUCCUGCGCUUCGAGCCCAACCUGGACGUGGAGCAGGCCGAGGUGAACUUCGGCUGGAACCACCUGGAGCCCUACCUGCACUUCCUGCUGUCCGUCGUCUUCGUCAUCUUCUCCUUCCCCAUCGCCAACAAGGACUGCAUCCCCUGCUCGGAGCUGGCCGUCGUGUCCAUCUUCUUCACCGCCACCAGCUACAUGAGCCUGAGCGCCUCCGCCGAGCCCUACACCCGGAGGGCCCUGGUGACCGAGGUGGCCGCCGGCCUGCUCUCCCUGCUGCCCGCGCUGCCCUUCGACUGGCGCCACCUGAAGCUCCUGGGCCAGACCUUCUUCUCCGUGCCCGUCGGCCCGUUCGUCGUCCUGAACGCCAGCCUCCCCUGCCUGCUCUACGUCUACCUGCUCUAUCUCUUCUUCCGCAUGGCACGGCUGAGGAACUUCAAGGGCACCUACUGCUACCUGGUGCCCUACCUGGUCUGCUUCAUGUGGUGCGAGCUGUCUGUGGUCAUCCUGCUCGAGUCCACCAGCCUGGGGCUCGUCCGCGCCUCCAUGGGCUACUUCCUCUUCCUGUUCGCCCUCCCGAUCCUGGCGGCCGGCCUGGCGCUGAUGGGCCUGGUGCACUUUGCCCGCUGGUUCCUGUCCCUGGAGCUCACCAAGAUCACCGUCACCGUGGUGGUGUGCAGCGUGCCCCUGCUGGUCCGCUGGUGGACCAAGGCCAGCUUCUCGGUGGUGGACAUGGUCAAGUCGCUGACGCGCAACUCCAUCGUCAAGCUCAUCCUGGUGUGGAUCUCGGCCAUCGUGCUCUUCUGCUGGUUCUACGUGUACCGGUCGGAGGGCAUGAAGGUGUACAACUCCACGCUGACCUGGCAGCAGUACGGCUUCCUGUGCGGGCCCCGCGCCUGGAAGGAGACCAACAUGGCCCGCACCCAGAUCCUGUGCAGCCACCUGGAGGGCCACCGGGUCACGUGGACGGGCCGCUUCAAGUACGUCCGGGUGACGGAGAUCGACAACAGCGCCGAGUCGGCCAUCAACAUGCUCCCGUUCUUCAUCGGCGACUGGAUGCGCUGUCUCUACGGCGACGCCUACCCCGCCUGCAGCCCCGGCAACACGUCCACGGCCGAGGAGGAGCUCUGCCGCCUCAAGCAGCUGGCCAAGCACCCCUGCCACAUCAAGAAGUUCGACCGCUACAAGUUCGAGAUCACGGUGGGCAUGCCGUACAGUGGCACCAACGGCUCCCGCAGCCCGGAGGAGGACGACGUCACCAAGGACAUCGUGCUGCGGGCCAGCGGCGAGUUCAAGGACGCGCUGCUCGGCCUGCGCCAGGGCAGCCUCAUCGAGUUCAGCACCGUCCUCGAGGGCCGCCUGGGCAGCAAGUGGCCCGUCUUCGAGCUCAAGGCCAUCAGCUGCCUCAACUGCAUGGCCCAGCUGUCACCCGCCAGGCGGCACGUGAAGAUCGAGCGCGACUGGCGCAGCACCGUGCACGGCGCGGUCAAGUUCGCCUUCGACUUCUUCUUCUUCCCGUUCCUGUCGGCCGCGUGAGUGCGCGGCCCCCGCCGAGGAGCUGUCAGUGCGUGUCACGGUCAGGACCUGACCCCGUGUGGCCCCCCCAGCCAGACGGCACGACACUAACGCUGAGUGUAUGUGUGUGUGUGCGUGCGUGUGCGCGUGUGCAGACGCAGUGCUUGGAGACCCCGUCACGUGCAGCCUGCUCACACCCCCGAGAGCGCCAGCUCUGUGCCCCCAGGACGCCCGGCGUCGUGGGAAUUGCAUGCAUGGCGUCGACCCACGGUGCCGACCUCGCAGAGCGAAGCUGGCGUCCCGCCCCGAAGAGCACUUUACAGAUGAGCUGCUUCCGUCUCCACUUCCAAGACCCCCUCGCCGGCCGUUUCCUUUUGUGUCGGAUUUGUUUUUCAAAGAACCACACGUGCUGCUGGGUGAAGUCGGUGAUGGCAUUUCUUAUUUAUUCGGUCCCUGCGUAGCCUUGACAGCUGUUCGCAGGUCUGGGGCCGACGCAGGGCUGCCUGAGCCUGUCAGCCCCUGAUCCUGGUGCUCGGAGGUGGGGAGGCGGCGGCUCUGGGCAGGGCGUGUUCGUGGGGAGCUCUGGCUCCCACAGCCCGCCACGCGCUCUCCUGUCGAGCGGGUGGGUGAGUUCAUGAGGGUCUGGAUGCAUCCACGGGAACUAGGAAAUGGGAAGAAUCUGGAGUGUGGAGCGCUCAGAAAAGCCUGGCCACGUUCCGUACUGGGAAGCAGAAAGUGAAGGUCCGAAAGCAGCCAAAAUAAACGUUUCAUGAAAUCUACUGUUUG
Molecule: messenger RNA, 3574 nt
Organism: Ailuropoda melanoleuca (giant panda)
Lineage: Eukaryota; Metazoa; Chordata; Mammalia; Carnivora; Ursidae
Gene: WFS1
Product: wolframin ER transmembrane glycoprotein
Exons: 8
Coding region: 143-2809 (888 amino acids)
Biological process (GO): endoplasmic reticulum unfolded protein response; calcium ion homeostasis
Cellular component (GO): endoplasmic reticulum; endoplasmic reticulum membrane
Molecular function (GO): protein binding
Source: RefSeq, a predicted model, not a curated record